GCGCGUCCCGGGGACCCUGCUGGAGCCGCCUGAACGGUCGCCGGGUGCGCGUCAUUGGUGCACGCCGCCCCGGACUCGGCGGCUCCGGGCACAGAGCGCGAUGGCGGCGCUGGGCGGCGACGGGCUGCGGCUGCUGUCGGUGUCUGGGCCCGCGUCCGAGCCCGAGUCGGCGGCGCUGAGCGGCGCGGGUCCUGGCCUGUGCUGCUGGGUGUCCGUGUGCUCCUGCCUCAGCCUCGCCUGCUCCUACGUGGGCAGCCUUUACGUGUGGAAGAGCGAACUGCCCAGGGACCAUCCUGCGGUCAUCAAGCGCAGGUUCACCAGCGUCCUCGUGGUGUCCAGCCUCUCCCCGCUCUGCGUGCUGCUUUGGCAAGAGCUCACCGGCCUCCAGCCAGGCAUAUCCCUGUUCACUCUGAUGGGCGUCAGGCUGGAGGGCAUCUUCCCGGCCGCUCUGUUGCCGCUGCUGCUGACCAUGAUCCUGUUCCUGGGUCCCCUGAUGCAGCUCUCCUUGGACUGUCCCUGGGACUUGGCCAAUGGACUGAAGGUAGCCCUGGCCCCCCAGGCCUGGGCGCGAUGCCUGACGGACAUGCGCUGGCUGCGCAACCAGGUGAUCGCCCCCCUGACGGAGGAGCUGGUGUUCCGGGCCUGCAUGCUGCCCAUGUUGGCCCCCUGCACGGGCCUGGGCCCGGCCGUCUUCACCUGCCCCCUCUUCUUUGGCGUCGCCCAUUUCCACCACGUGAUUGAACAGCUGCGUUUCCGCCAGGGCAGCGUGGGCAGCAUCUUCCUGUCGGCUGCGUUCCAGUUCUCCUACACGGCUGUCUUCGGGGCGUACACGGCCUUCCUCUUCAUCCGCACGGGUCACCUGAUCGGGCCGGUCCUCUGUCACUCUUUCUGCAACUACAUGGGCUUCCCGGCCGUGUGCGCGGCCCUGGAGCACCCCCAGAGGUGCCCGCUGCUGCUGGGCUACGCCCUGGGCGUGGCGCUCUUCGUCCUGCUGCUGCAGCCCCUCACCGAGCCCAGGCUGUACAGCAGCCUCCCCCUCUGCCUGCUCCUGGACCGGGCUGGGGACUCAGCCGGCCCCUUGUGCUCCUGACCUCGGCUCCCUCCCUGCGGACUCUCGGGGCUCCCGGCGAGAGAGGGGGGGUGAGGGGCGGGGGGCUAGGAACUGGAGCUAGCUGAACCCCAAGGACCAAGAGAAGGUGGGGGGAUCCCAGCCUCCGGGGCGGGCCUCGGCCCCCCCAGCCUCCCGGCCUCCUCGUUUUUGCAUCGGGCUUUGUAUUCAGAUAUUAAAAGAGUUUUAACUUGGGUAACCCAGAGUCAGGGCCGACCUUUCGCAGCUGGAUGGGGAGGGGUCCCCCCACCCCAGGGUCACGGGUUCAGAACAGGUCAGCUGCCUGCCCUCGGCUUUUCUCCUCUGAAAUGGGGCUAAAUGUGGGAACAGCCUCCUUGGAGGGUGGCGCUUGUGAGUAAGGGGCUCCUUCAGCCUUUAUUAAGCACCUGCUGUAUGCUGAGCCCCGGACACUGGCCCAUCCCCCCACAGACAUGUUCCGUGGGGAGCACGGGGAGGGGCUCUUGGCCAAAGCCACGCAGAGCUAACAGAUGGGACUGGGGGGUGGGGGAGGGAGGUGGUACCCGCUGCCGUCCCUAGCUCAGGAAAGAUGAGCCCGGCUUAGAAUUAUGACACCCCUCCCCCCCCAGCCCUGACCAUUUUCUGAGACGCCCUGCACUGCCCGUGCCGGACUCGGAGCUGCCUCUGACGCUUUCUAGCUAUGGGCGCUGGUCAGGUGACUUUGUAUGUGAGGAGGGGGCUGGACUCAGCCUCUGGGGCCCCUCCCGAUCAGGAAAUCUGUGGGUCAGGCAGAGGGUCUCAGCGCCAAGGAGGGGGAAGAGCAGCUCGAAGCUCCCAGACAGACCAGACACACAGCCUGAAGAGUCACCCCCUCACCUCUGGCCCUCAGGGCCGCUCCCUGAGGAGGGGACAGGGCGGCCGCCUUUCUGAGAGGUCUACACUCGGGAUUGCUCUGAUGCGGGGGAGCUUGGGGGCCCCUCCCUCCCUGUGGGGCCAGGCCCAGGUCCCCAAGCCCCCCGGCUGUGGGGUCGGAAGCCCCGCUUGUUUUGUCCUCGCACGUUCCUCUGGCCAAACCCUGCUUCCUGCCGCCCCCCCCCCCCC
Sarcophilus harrisii (Tasmanian devil) is the source of this 2167-nucleotide messenger RNA. It is a transcript of the gene RCE1, whose product is annotated as Ras converting CAAX endopeptidase 1. The transcript has 8 exons. Gene Ontology annotation, biological process: CAAX-box protein processing. Gene Ontology annotation, cellular component: endoplasmic reticulum membrane. Lineage: Eukaryota; Metazoa; Chordata; Mammalia; Dasyuromorphia; Dasyuridae. The record is from RefSeq and is a predicted model, not a curated record. The coding region runs from base 101 to 1090 and encodes 329 amino acids. Gene Ontology annotation, molecular function: metalloendopeptidase activity.